Molecule: messenger RNA, 477 nt
Organism: Strongylocentrotus purpuratus (purple sea urchin)
Lineage: Eukaryota; Metazoa; Echinodermata; Echinoidea; Camarodonta; Strongylocentrotidae
Exons: 1
Coding region: 1-477 (158 amino acids)
Source: RefSeq, a predicted model, not a curated record
AUGACAAAUGCACUGGCUGGUGUCUUGUGCAGAUUCUGGAUGGAAAAGUUAGCCUUCAUGUGUGAUGUGUGGUGGUCCGAUGGCGAUUACCAGCAACCCGUUCAUCACUAUAGAAUGAAGGUAUACUUGUUUGGGGCCGCCUCAUCACCAGUGUGCGCGAAUUAUGGGCUAAAGAAAACUGCAACUGCCCACAAAGACAAGUAUGUAGAAGCUGCAACAAACUUCGUACACAGUGACUUCUAUAUUGUCCAUGGUUUGCUCUCUGUUCCCAAAUCAGCAGAGGCAGUCGACUUGGUCAUACAGACUAGAGUGCUCUGCAAGGAAGGAAAACUGCACCUGCACAAUAUUGUUUCCAACUCAAGAAAAGUAAUGCAGGCAGUGCCUAUGGAAGAUCGAGCCAAGAGUGUGAAAGAACUCAAUCUACUGCAUGAUGAGCUGCCGAUUGAACGAGCCCUUGGGCCGCACAGGUGCAUAUAA